UCCCUAGUCACCUGCCUCAUCAUUGGGCAGCUCACUUGCCCGGUCUUCUGUUGCGUUUUUCAAUGUCAUCAUCAUUUUUCGUCUACAAUGGGAUCUUAUUCCCCACAGCGCUGUCCUCAGCAGAAUCGCUCACCUAUCUGGAAAAAGAAUUUCGCUUCUUGGACGACGAUAUACUGAGUGUCUCUUACCCCAAGUCAGGUGGCCAUUGGAUGGCAGAGAUCUUGUCAGCAAUCCAGCAAGGAUGGGACUCCUCGUGGGUUUGCAGUGAGAAAAUAACCUGGAUCGAGACUUUUGAUGGCCUGAAAGUUGCCUUGAAAUAUCCUCCACCCAGAAUCUUGGCUUCUCACCUUCCAAUAAACCUUUUCCCUAAGACCUUUCUCGAGUCCAAGGCCAAGGUUAUUUACACCCUACGUAACCCCAAGGAUGUGCUGGUAUUGUUCUACCACAGCUAUAAAAAAUGGAAGGACCCUGGAAGUCUGGAGGAGUUCUUGGAGGAGUUCUUAGCUGGGAAUGUGUCCCAUGGCUCCUGGUUUGACCACGUGAAAGGCUGGCUGCAGAUGAAGAAAAGGGAAAACUUCUUUUUCAUCACUGUUGAAGAGUUGAAACAGGACCUUCGAGGGAGUGUGAAGAGGAUCUGCCAGUUCCUUGGCAAGGAGCUGAACAGCCAGCAAAUUGACUCUGUGGUGGAAAACCACUCCUUCAGGAAAGUGAAGAAUGAGUCUAUACCCAUCUCAUCUCGGAAGCGAGAAAGUAUUUUGAUGCAAAGUAAACAGCCGCUUGUGCUGACAGGGCUCCCCGGGGAUUGGAAACACCACAUCACAGUGGCACAGAACGAACGCUUUGACCAUUUUUAUCCAUCUCACAUUAAGGGUGUGGGCGUGAGUUUCCCCUGGGACUGA
Molecule: messenger RNA, 899 nt
Organism: Lacerta agilis (Sand lizard)
Lineage: Eukaryota; Metazoa; Chordata; Lepidosauria; Squamata; Lacertidae
Product: sulfotransferase 2B1-like
Exons: 7
Coding region: 63-899 (278 amino acids)
Biological process (GO): sulfation
Cellular component (GO): cytoplasm
Molecular function (GO): sulfotransferase activity
Source: RefSeq, a predicted model, not a curated record